This is a messenger RNA of Bacidia gigantensis, 1893 nucleotides long. RefSeq lists its product as uncharacterized. Gene Ontology annotation, cellular component: nucleus. The transcript has a single exon. Gene Ontology annotation, molecular function: exonuclease activity; nucleic acid binding. Bases 1 to 1893 code for a protein of 630 amino acids. The record is from RefSeq and is a predicted model, not a curated record. Lineage: Eukaryota; Fungi; Ascomycota; Lecanoromycetes; Lecanorales; Ramalinaceae.
AUGUUUACCGCGAUCGGCUUGUUCAAGGACGUCAGCUGUCCAGAGCAGUCUCGAUGUAAUUUACCGAAUUGUAUCUUCGCACACGAUGUUCUUCCCAAGAACACAACGAGCAAUAAAUCCGCCAGAACCGAUUUAGUAGAUGACGAUAGCUCCAACGAUUAUUCGAAUGAGCCCAGAAAAAGACGGCGUCUGAACGAUCGAACACUCUCCCAAUCGCCAGAGAACCACGACAAUGUACUUUCAAAAACCACGCCACCUUCACCAGGUACUACUGCUCGUCCCAUCUCUCCACCACCUCUGCGACGGGCUGGAUCAGAACAAAACAAAGUUUCAAAUUGGCACGUAAACCAGGCCUCGCAAAAACUUAAGCCAAGCACUUUGAUAAAAAUACAAGUAUCUCUCAACCCGCGAAUUUUGGCUAGCCCACCUGCAACACAUACUUUCAGGAUGCAGUUGAUUAAGCUGCUGCACGAGCAAAUGCACCGACUGAAUGAGGAAGUCAAGCAAAGUGAUUAUCUAACACAGGCAGGUAUAGCCUUGACAGGUGAUAUGCUGAUUUUGAAGGCACUUGAGGAAGAAGAGUCGAUAGCAAAGGGUAAUUCAACAGUUUAUGCAAAUGUAGUGAAGCUAAGAAUUGGGAAACUCAAAAAAAUGAAGCUCGCGGAUUGGAAGGAAGAGAGGCUGGCUGAAAUUUCCAAAAAACCCAGCUCAAAAGCCGCCUCUCAACCAAAAUCAAGUCGGAAAGAAAUCGUGACAGGUUUGACAUCCAUUCAGGAAGUUUCAUUGUUGUCGCGGCUUCUUGCUAAGCAAGCAGGCCUCGAAAAGUAUGGAUAUGUAAACAAAAAGAUUCCCCAGACUGAUUUGGAGCGGGCCCGUAAUGGACUCGACUCUGCGCACGGCUGGGAGCAAUGUGAGAGAUGUAAAACGCGUUUCCAGGUAUUCCCCGGUAGGCGACAAGAAGAUGGUGCCCUAACGUCAGGUGGCACAUGCACCUAUCAUCCGGCGAAACCAAGAAGGCCGAUUGCGAUUGACAAGGCUGACAAAAUUUCUAAAGACUUAGCAUAUGCUUGUUGCAAAGAAAGCAUUGGAACUUCCGUAGGAUGCACCAAGGCCUCAUCACAUGUCUUCAAAGUCUCCGACCCUAGUCGCUUAGACCUUGUGAUGCCAUUCACAGAAACACCAGAGAACCCAAACGUAGCGCUUAAACACCCCGCAAUCUGUUUUGAUUGCGAAAUGGGCUACACUACUAUGGGACUCGAGCUCAUACGCCUGACAGCCACAGACUGGCCAAGUGGCAGUGAAGUCCUCGAUGUUCUAGUUCGCCCAAUUGGUGAAGUACUAGAUCUCAACUCACAGUUCUCGGGAGUAUGGCCAAAAGACUUUGCAGAAGCUUUGCCUUAUGACAGCAAGCCCAGUGUUGACACUGUGAGCGGAGCCAAGGGAGAUGUUCAAACUGUGGGUCUUCCCAUAGUAGAUUCGCCUUACGUAGCUCGUGAGCUACUCUUCUCUCAUCUCAGCCCGUCUACGCCUCUGAUGGGCCACGCGCUCGAUAAUGAUCUCAAUACGACAAGAAUAAUCCAUGACUCAAUCGUUGAUACGGUCCUACUCUAUCCACAUCCGAAGGGCCUGCCAGUACGCUUCGGUCUGAAAAUGCUGAUGAAGAGACACCUUGAUUGUGAUAUUCAGAUGGGUGAUGGGGCGGCAGGACACGACUCAAAAGAGGACGCGAGAGCCGCAGGCGAGCUGAUCAGAUGGAAGGUCAAGGAGACUUGGGAGAAGAUGGGAAGGGAGGGCUGGACAAUCGAAAACGACAAUUUUCUGCCACCGCUGACACGUGCUGAAGCGAUGCGGAAAGAUAUUGAAGAAGUCAAGAGUAGAGCAUUGACUUCGUAA